This is a messenger RNA of Calypte anna (Anna's hummingbird), 3217 nucleotides long. RefSeq names its product neuronal pentraxin 1 (gene NPTX1). Gene Ontology annotation, cellular component: plasma membrane; neuron projection. NCBI's taxonomy places the organism in Eukaryota, Metazoa, Chordata, Aves, Apodiformes, Trochilidae. Bases 66 to 1376 code for a protein of 436 amino acids. The transcript has 5 exons. The record is from RefSeq and is a predicted model, not a curated record. Gene Ontology annotation, biological process: axonogenesis involved in innervation.
AGGGGCCGCGUGCCGCAGUGGGCCCGGCGGAGAGCGGCGGCGGCGGCCCCGGCACAGCCCCGACCAUGGCCGCGGGGCCCCCCGGCAGCAUCCCGCUACUGCUGCUGCUCCUGCCGCUGCUCUGCCUGCGCGGCCGCGGGCAAAGCUUCGGGCAGACGCGGUUCAUCUGCACCUCGGUGCCGCUGGACGGGGACAUGUGCGCUGCCUCCGCCCCGGGCAGCGGCUCGGCCGAGGAGCUGAAAAGCACCGUGCUGCAGCUGCGGGAAACGGUGCUGCAGCAAAAGGAGACCAUCAUGAACCAGAAGGAAACCAUCCGGGAGCUGACGACCAAGCUGGGCCGGUGCGAGAGCCAGAGCGUGCUGGAGGGGCUGCCCGGAGAGGGCAAGGGCGGCGGGGCCGGCAGGAAGGGCGGCUUCUCCAAAAACACCAUGGGGGACCUGUCGCGGGCACCGGCGGCUGAGACCCUCAGCCAGCUUGGGCAGACCCUGCAAUCCCUGAAGAUCAGGCUGGAGAACCUCGAGCAGUUCAGCCGGAUGAACUCCUCCAGCCAGACCAACAACCUGAAGGACAUCCUACAGAAUAAAAUCGACGACCUAGAGAAGCAGGUGCUGUCCCGGGUGAACAGCCUGGAAGAGGGCAAAUUCAACCCCAAGAACGAGUCCGAGGAGCGCGGCAAGAUCGAGAGCACCCUCACAUCGCUGCACCAGCGCAUCAGCGACCUGGAGAAAGGCCAGAAGGACAACCGUCCCCCGGACAGGUUCCAGCUCACCUUCCCCCUGCGCACCAACUACAUGUACGCCAAGGUGAAGAAGAGCCUGCCCGAGAUGUAUGCCUUCAGCAUCUGCAUGUGGCUCAAGUCCAACGCCUCCCCUGGCAUGGGCACCCCCUUCUCCUACGCUGUGCCCGGGCAGGCCAACGAGCUGGUGCUCAUCGAGUGGGGCAACAACCCCAUGGAGAUCCUCAUCAACGACAAGGUGGCCAAACUGCCCUUUGUCAUCAACGACGGCAAGUGGCACCACAUCUGUGUCACCUGGACCACACGGGACGGCGUGUGGGAAGCCUACCAGGACGGCACGCAGACUGGCAACGGUGAGAACCUGGCACCAUACCACCCCAUCAAGCCCCAGGGGGUCCUGGUCCUGGGCCAGGAGCAGGACACGCUGGGCGGUGGGUUCGAUGCCACGCAGGCCUUUGUGGGGGAGCUGGCCCACUUCAACGUGUGGGACAGGAAGCUGAGCCCCGGGGAGGUGUACGGCCUGGCCACCUGCAGCUCCAAGGCGCUGGCGGGAAACGUCAUUGCCUGGGCUGAGGCCAACAUCGACAUCUACGGCGGGGCCACCAAGUGGACUUUUGAGGCCUGUCGUCAGCUCAACUAAAGCCACGGACAAGAGAGAGAAACCUCCUCAUCGGGCUCUUUUCUUUUUUCUUUUCUUUUCUUUUUCUUUUUUUUUUUUUCCUCCUUUUUUUGCGCAAAAAAACCCAACUGAGAACCAAGCCACCUGUCUUGUCCCGUGGAGUGGGGAUGCCCCAGCAGGGGGGCUGCCCAUGCCCGGAGCCCCACGACCCUCUGGUUUCUGUCUUGCCAACGUCCUUCAAUGCCUGCGUGCCUUGGCCUGGCGCGGCUGCGCCCCGAACUGCUGCCCCCCCCCCUUCCCCCGCCUCCCCCCCCCGGGGCAGCCCCCCCUUUCCCUGGGCACCGGCGCCUUAAAAGGCUGCGGGGCCCAGACCAGAGCCACCCCCGGGGCUCCUCUCCCUCCAGGAUGAAGCCCUGGCAGGAGGGUGAUGCCCCCGGAGCUGGGGGAGGGUUGCAGCAUCCCCCCCCUGCCAGUUUUACAACCCCCCCGGGAGCCGGGGAUGCAGCAGUGCCCAGGGCUCUAAGGAGGGGGUGACCCCCCUCUCCCCUCCCUCAGUUAAGGACCCCCCCCUCACUUCCCCAACCAGCGCCGCUCCCCAGCACCACAGCCAUAGCCCCGGGCUGCGGCGGGCACCGGGACGGGACCCCCCUGGAUGGGGCCCCCCCCGCCGGCCCCGCUCCCCGCCCUGCCGCACUCAGGUACGUCCCCCCCCGGCCCCCCCGCCUGCAGCCCCCAGAGGCCUCCUAUGCGCCGUAGCUGGUGAAAAAAUAGCCUUUACCAUGCCCUGAAAGUUUAGCUACCACUGAAAAGUCUGAAGCCUUUCUGCUUUUGAUAAUACACUAUGUUGUUUCUCUUACUGUAAAGGGAAGUUUAUUACCAUUAAAAAAAAAAAAAAAGGUAUUUUUAUGAAGUUAAAAAAAAAGAAAAAUUAUAGAAUUAAGCCGUGUUCCCUGAGGAAAAGUACUUUGAGAUUCUGCAGGAAAAAGAGAUAAAGAUGCGUAUUUUGAAAUAACAGAUGCAUUUUGUAUGGUUUCCUUUUCUAAACUCCUGGUUUGUACUAGAGAUUGCAGAAAUCACAUCCCCCCCCCAGCCCUUCCCCCUCGCCUCCACUGAUCCUCCCGAGGACCACCCUGGGUGGCAGUGGAGGAUGAGGCAGAGAAUUCCCACAGGGCUCCAGAGCCUCCCUGACCAACUCUAAAGAUGUGGCAAAGAGACGUGCGGAGUGGAGGGGCCCACCCGGGGCUGGGCCACCCCUGGCCAGGAGCACAGACCUGUCCCAGCCACCAGCGCUUUGGGGAACCAGAGCCCAGCUGAGGAGCAGCACAGGCACCCCCAGAUCCAGGUACCUCCCUACCAACUGGGGCUCAGGGCAGCUUAUUUUAAACUGUGCUCUUUUUUAAAAACAAAAGCAGACAAGAAAACAACACAGCCAACCCAUCGUGAGUCAAUUUGAGUUCCUCCUAAGAGCCUGUUCGCAUCAGCAAAGGGACAAGCACAACUGGCUGAGAAGAACGAGGCCACCACAAAGGUUUAACCUGCAGUCCCAGGUGCGUCGGAUUUGCCAAAAAAAAAAAAAAAAAAAAAAAAAAAAAAAAAAAGUGUGAUGUCAACACAAUGUAUAUAGUGUACAAUAGGGGAGAGUAUAAAUGUAUCUUAAUUUGUCAUUAUUUUGCUAACCAAAGCUGUACAUUUUUCCUAUUCCUUGCUGUCUCCUUUGGGUUUUGAAUGGGUUCUGAUGUCCUGUGCCUCCCGUCCACAGCAGCAUCCUGACUGUGCACUGUUUCUACUGAUACUCAUGCUUUUGCCAUUUUACUGCCGAGAUUACAUGAAUUGUUGACUUUAUUUUUACACAAUAAAAAGCG